This is a messenger RNA of Pyricularia pennisetigena, 2046 nucleotides long. RefSeq lists its product as uncharacterized. The coding region runs from base 1 to 2046 and encodes 681 amino acids. The transcript has a single exon. The record is from RefSeq and is a predicted model, not a curated record. Lineage: Eukaryota; Fungi; Ascomycota; Sordariomycetes; Magnaporthales; Pyriculariaceae.
AUGUCGGCCGACCUCUUUGCUGAGUUUGGCGCUUCUUCACAGAGCAAUCAUCCCUCAAAAUCAACACACCCAACACAGUCCGCACCCGCUAGCGAUCCUUUCUCCUUCUUCGACUCUUCGUUCUCCUCCGCCCUUCCGAUCUCGGGCAGCAAUCCAGCACAUCCAGCACAGCCGCCGCAGUCCCAAUGGCAGACCCCAUCACAAUGGCCAAACUUCCAAACCACCACCGGGGGAGGUAGCAGCAUGUGGGAUGACCUGGGUGAUAUUGGCGCAAAAAAGCCAUCAGCAGCACCGGCGGCUGCUGACGAUGACGAUGGCUGGGGCGACUUUGAGGUCGCCAGCCCGGCAAUAGUCGAAACCCCACCCAAGCCCAAGCCUGCACCGAACGGCUUCUCCAUCACUUCGAACGCUGCGAACAAGCCCAUGGCUUCCGGCUCCUCCCCUCGUUUACAGUCGAGGAUAGUACGCGCUUCCACAAUGGACAUGAUUACCAAUCGCUUGGUAGACACGGGAGCAGGGAAUGCGAGCUCGGAAGUGGAUAAAAUGCGGACACAUAUAGAGCAGCCGCCUCCAAAGAGGACAGAGUCUAGACCCAAGAAUCCCGACCCCAAUGUCCUCUUUGAUGCCGACGACUUUGACGGCGAGGCCCCCUCCGACGAGGACGAAGAGGACGACGAGUUUGGCGACUUUGAGACAGUCACUGCUCCCCCUCCGGCUGCUCCGACGCCCGUGAUAGACCUCAUGUCGGAAUUCAGUGCCCCUGUCGAGACGACAGGCUUCUCAGGCAGGACAUCAUCUACCGCCAGGAAUGCGCCACCAAGCCAGCUGCUGUCAUCGCCGGGCUUUUCGGAUAACGGCGCGUUCCCACAACCUCAAAGGUCACCCUCAUUCCAGGAGCGGAAUCCUUUCCAGGGCCUGAAGGUGACGACGCCUAAGCAGGAUGAGUUUGGUUUCGCCAAUGGAACCAAGCAGCAGCAGGCGCCGGCUAAGAAACACGAAGAUUCUCCAACCCCGGUGACCGCCUGGCCUGCCCUAGGGUCAGAGAAGCCGGCAGCAAAGGAGCCAACAGAAAUCUGGGGUGCAUUUGACGACUUUACGUCCGAGAAGAAGGUCGAGGCAGACAUGGCCGGCCCCGGUUGGGAUUGGGAUGUGGCCGAUGGAGUGGUCCAGCAGUCUUCAGGUUCUGCCGUGACCCCUUUCCCAGGAGCUAGCCAGAAACAACAACCCAAACCCGUUCCAUCCAAGAAGAUCAACAAUGUUCCAAUCAAGCAACAAGAGGAAAAGGACUCGGGCUGGGACUGGGAAGCCGAGACGCCGGACCAAGACAAAGUCACGAUCCAGCCCAAAACCCAGCCUCAGCCCAAAGUCCUAGACGACAAGGCACCGCCGCCCACCAACAUCCCACCCCCUUCGAUCCUCCUCUCCCUCUUCCCCACCCUCCUGGCCACCCCCAACGAAGCCCUAUACAAGCCGACGGCGACCCAAACCCCGGCCGUCAAGGCCCGCGUGUUCUCGAACCCGGCGACGGCCACGUUCCUGCGCGCCUACCUUGUGCUCGCAACUGUGGCGGCCCGCAUCCUCGCCGGUCGCAAACACCGUUGGCACCGCGACAAGUUCCUGGCCCAAGGCAUGUCAAUCUCGGCCGCGGGCGGCAAGGGCGGCGGCAUGAAGCUUGCCGGUGUCGAUAAGACCCAGGCCGCCCGCGAGGACAGGGAAGCCGCCGACGUGGUUGCCGUCUGGCGCGCUCACGUCGGCCGCCUCCGUGCCGCUGUCGCUGCAGCGGCCAAAGAGGAGGACGGCACCAGUCACCAACAACAGCACUUUAAGGUCCCCGAGAUCGCAGAGAAGCCCGUCGUCACGACGGCCAAAAACGUUCCCACCGCCCCCAAGGCAUGUAUCGUUUGCGGCCUCAAGCGGGACGAGCGCGUCAAGGGCGUCGAUUUUGAGGUCGAGGACAGCUUUGGCGAGUGGUGGGUCGACCAUUGGGGUCACAGAGCCUGUAGGAAUUUUUGGGUACAGCAUGAAGCUGAGCUGCGGCAGAGAUGA